Molecule: messenger RNA, 2061 nt
Organism: Cooperia oncophora
Lineage: Eukaryota; Metazoa; Nematoda; Chromadorea; Rhabditida; Trichostrongylidae
Source: the annotation of a GenBank genome assembly
AUGACGUCUUUGGUGCUGCUUUUAGCAGCGCUAUGGACAGUGACGUCUGCUCAGGUGCUGACGCCGAGUCUGCUGACGAUUUCGCACCGUAAACUAUCCGAGCCAGUUCUACAUGUGGUGAACACAAUGGACAACCAAUCAACGAAGUGUUCAACACAAUAUUCGCCGUUGAACUACUACUCAUAUCAAGAUGACACCACGAAUCCACUUGCAUAUAGGGAAAUGCGCCAAGAGCGCGAGGCUUUCAUCCAGGAAUUCCACGUCGCCUACGUGUGGAUCCAAAUGGCGAACAGUCCAAAACCAGGCACAUGGAUUCUGGAAAGAUCAACUGAUCAUGGAAAGACCUUCCAGCCGUGGUAUUUCUUCGCUGAGACACCCGCGGAAUGCAUGAGGCAAUUCGGAAUGGAGUCACUGUCUCCUAUUUCGGAAGACGAUCGAGUAGUCUGCCGAUCGGACUUGGCUGGAAUCCACCCGCUGGAAAACGCUGAGAUGGUGAUCAAAAUCCUUGAGCAUCGCCCAAGUCGUUUCAAGUUCUCGUCAUCAGAAGCACUUCAGAAUUUCACCAGGGCUACUAAUGUACGUAUACGUCUUCUGGGAACGCGAAACCUUCAAGGACAUCUUAUGCAUUUGAACGAUAGAACUGAUCCGACGGUUACCAGACGGUAUUUCUACUCGAUCAAAGAAAUCCUGAUGGGUGGUCGUUGUGUAUGCAACGGUCACGCAGGUACCUGCGACAUUUUGGACCCACGAAGACCACGAACCCUGCUCUGCAGAUGCGAGCACAACACCUGUGGUGAUAUGUGUGAACGUUGUUGUCCAGGAUUCUUACAGAAGAAAUGGCAGCCGACCACCGCACACAACAACUUCACCUGCGAACCUUGCAACUGCUUUGGGCGUUCCGACGAAUGUGUCUAUGACGAGGAUGUUUUCGUCAACAGUCUCUCACUUGACAUUCAUGGAAACUACGAAGGAGGCGGUCGUUGCUUGAACUGUAGAGAUUUCACGGAAGGUGUCAACUGUAACAAGUGUGUGUUUGGCUACUAUCGACAGGAGGGCGUUCAGUGGAAUGACACAAUGCCUUGCAAACCAUGCAGAUGUGACCCAAGCAAACACACUGGUGACUGUGAGGAAGGUACUGGCAAGUGCUAUUGUCAACCUCGGUUCCAAGGCGAGAACUGCGAUCAAUGCGCUCCGGGCUACUACGAUCCGCCUGAGUGUAAAAAGUGCGAAUGUACAGUAGGCGGUACCCUGGACGGAACUUGUCUGCCUGAGAAUGGUCAAUGCCCUUGCAAACCUGGAUUUGGCGGAACAUUCUGUGAGACGUGUGAACCUGGCUUUACUAACGUCACAGCUGGUUGCAAAGGUACUGGCAAGUGCUAUUGUCAACCUCGGUUCCAAGGCGAGAACUGCGAUCAAUGCGCUCCGGGCUACUACGAUCCGCCUGAGUGUAAAAAGUGCGAAUGUACAGUAGGCGGUACCCUGGACGGAACUUGUCUGCCUGAGAAUGGUCAAUGCCCUUGCAAACCUGGAUUUGGCGGAACAUUCUGUGAGACGUGUGAACCUGGCUUUACUAACGUCACAGCUGGUUGCAAAGAAUGCGUUUGCUAUGAGACCGGCUCCGCACACUCGAAUUGUUCGGCAACGACUGGGCAGUGCGUUUGUAAACCGUCGUUCAGUGGCCUGCAUUGUGACAGCUGCCAAACUGGCUUCUAUGGAUUUCCAAACUGCACAUUCUGCAACUGCGACCCUGUUGGAACGGAAGACGGCAUAUGCGAUCAAUACUCUGGCCAAUGUAUGUGCAAAGAUGGAUUUGUUGGCGAAAAAUGUGAUCAGUGCGAUAUUGGCUACUAUGGAUAUCCUAAUUGUAAAGGUGAGAACUUACUAAUGACUCAUUUUGAAGUUGGCGCUUAUAAAUACUCAGUAAAUGUGCAGUUCUCGAUGACCAUGGGGCGGAGUCAGACCAGUCGCUGUACUUCACUUGUUGGCAUGCCUUUCCUGUUUCCUAGUUACCUUCUCAAAAAGGAUGGCCCACCUACGGGUGAAGCACACGAGCAGGCCUGA